Molecule: messenger RNA, 708 nt
Organism: Sphaeramia orbicularis (orbiculate cardinalfish)
Lineage: Eukaryota; Metazoa; Chordata; Actinopteri; Kurtiformes; Apogonidae
Exons: 3
Coding region: 1-708 (235 amino acids)
Source: RefSeq, a predicted model, not a curated record
AUGAAGGAGGCGAAGGAAGUGAAGGAGAUGAAGGAAGUGAAGGAGAUGAAGGAGGCAAAGGAAGUGAAGGAGAUGAAGGAAGUGAAGGAGAUGAAGGAGGCAAAGGAAGUGAAGGAGAUGAAGGAAGUGAAGGAGGUGAAGGAGGCAAAGGAAAUGAAGGAGAUGAAGGAAGGAGAGGAGGUGAAGGAAUUGAAGGAGUGGAGGAAUGAAGGAGGUGGAGGAAGUGAAGGAGAUGAAGGAGGCAAUGGAAGUGAAGGAGAUGAAGGAGGUGAAGGAAGUGAAGGAGGUGAAGGAGGUGAAGGAGGUGAAGGAGGUGAAGGAAGUGAAGGAGUGGAGGAAGUGAAGGAGGUGGAGGAAGUGAAGGAAGUGAAAGAGGUGAAGGAAGUGAAGGAAGUGAAGGAGGUGAAGGAAGUGAAGGAAGUGAAAGAGGUGAAGGAAGUGAAGGAGGUGGAGGAAGUGAAGGAGGUGAAGGAGGUGAAGGAGGUGAAGGAAGUGAAGGAGGUGAAGGAGGUGGAAGAGGUGAAGGAGGUGAAGGAGGUGAAAGAGGUGAAAGAGGUGAAGGAGGUGAAGGAGGUGAUGGAGGUGAAAGAGGUGAUGGAGGUGAAGGAGGUGAAGGAGGUGAAGGAGGUGAAAGAGGUGGAAGUGAGGGUGAAGGAGGUGAAGGGGAAGGAAGUGAAGAGGAAGAAGAGGAGGAACACAACUGUUUGA